CUGCUGGCGGCGGAGGUGGGAGACAAAUAAACAUGGAGGCCAUCUUUCACGAGAGGCAAGAAGGAUCCCUGUGUGCCCAACACUGUUUGAAUAACUUACUGCAGGGGGAGUAUUUCAGUCCUGUAGAGCUGUCUUCUAUUGCACAACAACUGGAUGAAGAAGAGAGAAUAAGGAUGGCAGAGGGAGGAGUUUCUAGUGAAGAGUACAGAACAUUUUUACAGCAGCCUUCUGUAAAUAUGGAUGACAGUGGCUUCUUCUCAAUUCAAGUUAUAAGCAAUGCCUUGAAAGUUUGGGGUUUAGAACUAAUCCUCUUCAACAGCCCAGAGUAUCAGAGGCUCGGGAUCGACCCUAUAAAUGAAAGAUCUUUUAUUUGUAACUAUAAAGAACACUGGUUUACAGUUCGAAAAUUAGGAAAACAGUGGUUCAACUUGAACUCUCUCUUGACGGGUCCCGAACUAAUAUCAGAUACUUACCUUGCACUUUUCUUGGCCCAGUUACAACAGGAAGGCUAUUCAAUAUUUGUCGUAAAGGGUGACCUGCCAGAUUGUGAGGCUGAUCAGUUACUGCAAAUGAUUCGGGUUCAGCAGAUGCAGCGGCCAAAAUUGAUUGGGGAAGAGGCACUGCAAUCAAAAGAUCAGAGGGUACAAAAACCAGACGUCGAACAAGCAGUAGAUGUUAAUCAUCCAUUUGAUAGUACAGGCAUGUUAGAUGAAGACGAAGAAAAUUUCCAAAAAGCACUUGCUCUCAGCAGACAGGAAAUUGAUAUGGAGGAUGAAGAAGCUGAUCUCCGUAGGGCCAUUCAACUAAGUAUGCAAGGAGGCCAUCGAAGUAGUCUUUUAGAUUGCGCACAGAACAUUCCACACUCAUCGGCAACAAAUCAAUCUGAAUCUCUUACAUCAGAAGAAUUGCGACGGAGAAGACAAGCCUAUUUUGAAAAACAACAACAGUUGCAUCAGCAAGUUCAGAAUCCAGAAUUCCAUGACGCACCAGCUACAAGUUCAAAUGCACUAGUCACUGAUCCAGGAGGUGAUAUGAGUGAAGAUGAUAUGCUUCAAGCAGCCAUGAAUAUGUCCUUGGAAACUGUUAGAAACACCUUGAACACAGAACAAAAGAAAUGACAAAAAUACCUAUUUUUAUCUAAACACUAAAUCCUGUAUUAAUCCUGUGCAGGUGGUAUAAAGGUAGGGUUCAUUUCACUGAUGUACCAAAGCAGGAUAUAGCCCUAGGACUGAGGAUCGGAAUUAAAAGGCAAUCUGCAUAUAACAUGAAUAAAAUAUUAUCACAAAGGUUUUAGCUUUGACCACACGACUAGUUCUAAUCAGGUUGGUAGAGAUGCCAUGCAUCAGCAAAGGGGUAUCAGCAUGUUGUAAAAUCUCAUCCAGCAUUUUCCUGACCCAUAGAUGAUCACGAUGAGUUUGUGAUGAUCUGCAGAUAAUUGUACGGGCAGCCCUGUUCAGGUGUAAUGGCAUGCUCUUGUGGGAUUCUUGCUUCAAGGCAAGGUCAGCCUGCCAUGCCCAGGUAGACAAUAACCUCUCAGAAAUAAUCCUGAGGCCAUUCUAUUGGAAUCAUACUAGCCACUUUUGUGUGACAUCUGAAAUUUCAUAAAUUCACAUGUGUGCUUAAGGGCAUUCCAAGCACCUCUUCUGUAUUCUGAAUAGCUUAGACUGAAUAAAUAUAAUUUGCCUUUCACUUCUCCAAAAGUAUUUCAGUUACAUUGUAAAUAAACAGAAUAUUGACAAGUACUUUCUGUCCUUUUCAACAUGAAAACAUUUAAUGGGUGAAAUCAUUAAAAAAUAUUUUACCAUUAUACGUAAAAACACAAAAAGGAAUCUGUUAAAGUUCUGGAAUGAAUUAAUCACAUCUUUACUAUUUUAGGACUGCAAGAGAUAUGCAAACCAAGAAGCUCAUCUUGGUGCUUAUUUAAAGACUACUUUUUAAAACCAUAAUGCCAGAGUUUUCCUUCUUUCAGAGGAGGCAGAAAGGAAAUUAUUUCUUAGGAAAACUCUCUUUACUAAAUUUUAGGCACUCCUGGCCUCGAUGCACUGUUCUAGCACAAGCACUCAAUGAUCACUUAGAAGUUGGUUGGAUAACUGAAAUGGUGGGGUAUAUUUGAUAAACAGUUACCUUAAAUCCUAUUCUGUUGUAUGGAAAUUAAUCCUUUGCUUUAUAUUUUCUCUUCGUUCCUGCAUUUUUACAAGUAUUAAAGACAACUGGAUGGGCAUAAGAAAGCUGCCUUAUACUGAGACAGGUAUUGGUCCAUUUAGUCCAGUAUUGUCUGCUCUGUCUGGCAGUGGUUCUCCAUGAUCUCAAGCAGGGGUCUUUUCCAGCCCUGCUACCUGAGUUCCUUUUAACUGGAGAUGUCUGGGAUUAAACCUGGGACUUUCUGCAUGCAAAGCAUGUGCUCUAAUUUCUGAGCUAUGGUCCAGACUGUUUUAAGAGUAAGGAAGGAAACAUUAUGAUGCCAUGACUUCAGUGCCACAUCAUUAAUGUGCAUACCUGCUAUCUGAAAUGAACCCUGCAUGGUUACCUAUGUGCUAAGAAUGGUUAUUCAUAAAUGAAUGUGUGUGGAUGUGUAUUCUAUCAGAUGUUAAUGAAUGUCUUAUGCCUGUAAGAAUUGUGCAGCUUUUCAUGAAUGGCCUUCGUUCAUGCACCUUACAGAUUUUUCUGUCAUUGUUUCUCUUACUGAGGAAAAUUGGGAAGCAAGUUUUGUGAGCUAAUUUUAUUCUGUUAGUUGAAUUACACAUUUGAUAUACAAGGUUACUACAAUAGGAUGACCAAAUGUGGCAUUCUAUGUUACAAAAAUGUUUUGUUUUAUAAAUAAUGCUUUAAGCAUACAUUCUGUUUACAUAUACAUCUUAUGGCUAUGGUUUGGGAUGUUUACAGUGUUCAAACUGUAUUUUGCUUAAACCAUAGGCAUUCGCCAGACACACCAAGAAUAAUCUUGCAAAACCUGUAUGUUUUUGCUAAUUGUUCCCAAAUUAUUAUAUUGCACCAUAUUGAUGUGUCAUCCCUAGCUACUGAAUGAUAAAGAACUGUAUGCAAAUAUGUGGUACGACAAAGAAGCAUACAGUAUAAAGAAGAAUACUUGGAUUUUGAUGACAUUUGUUUACAAUAAUGUUAUUUAGAUGGCUUGAAUAGAUAUAGAUGCCAAAUCCCACUUGCCUUACUUGCAUGCUUCAUGUUUUGUUGAUCUAUGUAAAACCAUUGCAUAAGUACAGGCAAUGUGAUUUGGCCCUGAGAAUGAGCAUAACUUUUAAAAAUGCAGCUAGCUUUACCAUUUCCAUAUACUUAAGGCAGCACUGUUUGACCCUACACAAUUUAGGGCACAAUCCUAUGCAUAUUUAGACAGAAGAAAGUCCCACAACUCCCAGCAUUGGGUGGUUUUUUUCAGUCUAAACAUGCAAAGGAUUGCAGACUUGCUUAAUUUCUUAACAGCAGGAAAUUAGUUUGCCAAAUUCAAUGCUCAGUGUUCUUAAAAUGUCUGCAGCAUUAGUUACAUAAAGCUAUCUGCAUUGGUUUUAUUUUAAUUUUGUUGCUUUUAAGCUAUUACUUGAAAAUAUGCGAAGGGAUUCAUAUUAAGCAUGAGAUGAAAUCAUACCAGUCUGUAAAAAACAUAAUUUUAUUUUUUCUUUGUACUUUUUCAAUAAAUGGUGUUCUUCUGGACAAGAUGAAUCUG
Molecule: messenger RNA, 3676 nt
Organism: Elgaria multicarinata webbii
Lineage: Eukaryota; Metazoa; Chordata; Lepidosauria; Squamata; Anguidae
Gene: ATXN3
Product: ataxin 3
Exons: 11
Coding region: 33-1118 (361 amino acids)
Biological process (GO): protein deubiquitination
Cellular component (GO): nucleus
Molecular function (GO): cysteine-type deubiquitinase activity
Source: RefSeq, a predicted model, not a curated record